Messenger RNA from Anisakis simplex (herring worm), 2226 nucleotides. The record is from the annotation of a GenBank genome assembly. Lineage: Eukaryota; Metazoa; Nematoda; Chromadorea; Rhabditida; Anisakidae.
AUGAUCAAGCUUGUUUUAGUGUCCAAGUAUCAUGGUGCUUCCACUUCUCCAAAACCAUCACACACCGAACGUGCUUCAUCGCUCGUUCCAGUUCCUCCGUCCGGCCAUAGCAACGGAGCACCACCUGAUAAUUUCUCAAAACCAACCAAAGCUCCCGAAUAUAAACCCGGUCCUGCAGCUCCAAAAUCAUCUGCUGUUCCUGAGUAUCCAGCAGCGAUUCCGUCAACGAAUGAACCUGUAACUGAACCGACGGAUCCAUAUAAUAAUGCCGAAGUAGGUAUGGAGAGCAGUACAGAUUAUAAAACACCAACAACCACUGAACCAAUCACGGUUCCAUCCAACACAACUGUAUCAGAAUGUCGUUGUCAACAAUCUCUUAAUACGACAGUGCCAAAACCUCCUACAGAAACUACUGAAUUACCUGAACAACCGGAAGUUCCGGCCCGAACGGAACGACCAGCGGGACCGGAAGUUCCGGCCCAAACGGAACGACCAGCGGGACCGGAAGUUCCAGCCCGAACAGAACAACCAGCGGGACCAGAAGUUCCAGCUCGAACGGAACAACCAGCGGGACUGAAAGUUCCGGCCCGAACGGAACGACCAGUGGGACCGGAAGUUCCAGCCCGAACCGAACGACCAGCGGAACCGGAAGUUCCGGCCCAAACGGAGCGACCAGCGGGACCGGAAGUUCCGGCCCGAACGGAACAGCCUACUCCACGAACACUUCACCUAGAACCGACUCUCGAUGAAAUGCAAACUCUGACACCUUCACAAACGCCCGAACAGCCCCAGAGACCAUCGUUCGGAUCGCAAAUCACUACUACCCGGCCAAAUCUUGCAGGUUCACCGGAAUCGAGUAUUCCAGAAUUGGAGACACCAUCCCAUCAACAACCAUCACAGUUUCUGACAACUCCACGGGCCAGCCGACCUCGCACGACCACUUCAGCUGCCAGUAAAAUCGUCCCGAAUCGAUUACGAGGCAAAGCACAUGUGAUGUGCGAAGAAAUUGGUUUACAAUUCCGCAUCACAACGCUGUUUCCGUUCACUGGACAGGUGUUUGCGCAUGAUCGGAAGCGAGUGCCUGGCUGCGUUCAUACAUUCACAGAAGCCACUUUGAUCAAUGUGACGAUGCCAUACCAGGAAUGUGGAAUCAAAAAUAAAGGUGAGCAACGAGUCGAGACUCAAUACCACAUGCAGAUAAUUGUUGUCUUCGAACAAAAAGAUGGCACAUCGACAAUUCAAUCGUUCAUCGCGCAAUGUCAACAUCAAAAGGUCCAAUAUCAAAAAUCAACUAUUCCCAGGCGAAUUGAGGAAGCGUUGGAAGAGUUGCAUUUGGUCCCAACGAAACUGGAACAAAAAGCGCCGGUACCAGACUGCGUCAUGCGAAUUGUUAAAGAGGAAGACCACGGCCAUGGUAGUGAUGGCGAGGAAGUGAGCAUGGUGGACCUUGGGCAACCGAUGAGGAUCGAGUGGCAGCUCGUUCCUGAAUCAGGUUCUGCCAAUUCAAACUGCUUCAUGCUUGUGUUCAUGCUUCAUUUAUUGAUAAUCGCUGAAUGUAGCCUUCAUAAUCGAACGUAUAAUUUACUCAACAUGAAUCAUUUUCAGAUGCGUACGGUUUCCAUGUUCGAAAUUGUACAAUACGUGAUAAGAUCAGUGGUGAAGAAUAUUUGGUUAUUGACGAAAGAGGGUUCGAUUUUGCUUCCUUUUUUUGAACGUUCCAUUUUAUCGUCCAGCCUGAUUAUUGGUGUUCUAAAGAGAAAUUUCAGAUGUUCUACGGACAUAAAUAUAUUCGGGCAUCCACACUACGACACAUAUCAUGAUAUUGCUCGUGUUCAUUGGCAUGCAUUCAAAGUACCCGAUAAUAGUUUAGUGAGUAUUCGAUGCUCAUUUGAGAUCUGCUCGGAUAUUGCCGAUUCAACAUCUGGAGUCACCAGUUGCGAUAGCAUACCGUCGCCGCCAUUUUGUCCCGAUUUGAUCACAUCGCCGUCAAACUCGAUAUUGUUCGACAAUAACGGCAAUCUGGUGCGUAAACGAAGCGUACCUGAUUCGGCACAUCAACACGUUCAUGCGGAUAUUUGUUUUGGAGAAGCGAAUGACAAUGAUUACUGCAAUUCAGACGAGUUUCGCGCUGAAAAAACAAAAUAUCUCCAGAAAAUAACAGGUUUCUUGCGUGUUCACAACUGUCUCGAGUGGAGCAAUGAUUCUGUUGGCCUGCUUAAUCUCUAA